Messenger RNA from Fukomys damarensis (Damara mole-rat), 6666 nucleotides. RefSeq names its product osteoclast stimulatory transmembrane protein (gene Ocstamp). Lineage: Eukaryota; Metazoa; Chordata; Mammalia; Rodentia; Bathyergidae. The record is from RefSeq and is a predicted model, not a curated record. Gene Ontology annotation, cellular component: membrane.
CUCCACAUACUCAUGCUCUUCUACCUCAGUGCCUUUGCACAUGCAGUUCCUCCUCCUAGACUCUGCUUUCAAGCAUAUGCCAGACCCCCACUCUCACUUUGUUCAAGUUCCUGCUUAGAUGUCUCCUGUCUAGGAACACUUUCCUAACCACCUUUAAAAAAGUAUUGUCCUUGUUACUCUCUGCCUGUGUCUUAGCACUUAGAACCCUGCAUCAUGUAUUUUCUUGUUUAUUAGCUUUCUCUCCCUCUGGCACAUAGAUUUAGAAAAAUACAGAUUUUAUUUUGUUCCCAGCUGUAACUCCAAUACCUGGACUAGUCUCUGGCACACAGCAAGUGUUUAGGAUGUAUUUGAUAUACGAAUCUACCCCGGAUGUAGGAGAAAGCGGGCUUGCGUGCUGUUCUGGGGUUUGUCUGGCUCUGUUCUUUGUUACCUCUUUCUCCCAUUUGUUCACUCACAAACCUUUACUCAGAAGCUGUGUUGUGCUGGUUCCGGUCCCCUCGCUGCCCUGGCAGAAGAGACAGGAAGUAGGAAGGGAAACAGAUAAAGCGACUGUUCGUCCUGGUUCGGGCUCAGGAGACCAUGACAGACCCGGAGGCGGGGCUCCGGGAGGACUGGAGGCAGAAAGGGCUGAGCUCCAGAGGAGCCAGUGGCUCUCAGGGCUGCAUGGAAGGCGGAGCGGAGGGUGGGCCUCCAUUCAGGGAAGUGGGCUCGGUCCGCUGGGCCUUUGCCGGGUUUGGGGUGCCCUGUUCUGUGCCCCCAUAGGGAACCCUAGUUCCUCCCAGGAGUGCUCCUGCUGGCUGGGUCCGUGUCUGCAUGGCAGGGCUUUGCCGUUCUUUGCCAGGGAGAUCUAUGGGCUGAGGGUGGACACCACUGCCAUGCGCCGGUGGCGGCAUGGGAGGAAGAGGGUGGCAGGGGUGGCGCCAGGUCAUUGGAAAUGUGCUGCAGGCUUGUCUGGAACCUACGGGGAAGCGCAGGGGUCAGAAAGGACACAAACACACAAAACGAAAAUCUUGUUUUUGUUUUCUGUGGCUGCAUAACCAACCACACCAAAAUUUCAGGCUUGAAACAGAUUCAUGGCUCUCACUUCUACUCUAGACAGCCGAGUCCUGGCUGUAGGCAGCGUGGUCAGGGCCACUGGCUGAAAGUGGAGUGUCCACCACUCCUCAGGAUCCCUCUUCAGGUGGCUUCACCGGUCCAGCCCUCGGUGUGUGACUGUGGACUUCAAGGAGGAGAGCAAUCCGAGGCCCCGGGCCUGGAUGCGGAGGUAUCAGAGGUGCACCCUACCCCCAGUGGGCAAGCAGCGUCCAAGCCGGAGGCACCUUUGGAAGCUGUCUCCCUCUGCUCUGAAGGGUAUGUGAGAGAUCUCGGGUGCUACCCUGAAAAGAGUGUGUGGACGGCCGCAGCCUUAUGAAGACAUGCCUGGGCCUACAUUUCUGUGACCAGAGAUAUGAAAAUUAAAUAACAUUCAGCCACAGGUCAAUGAUAUCUACGAAAUUAGACAAGUGGGCCCCGGGUGGGGAAGCCAACCCUUGGGUUCUGUUGGUGACACUCACUGGUGGCAGUCUGGCCCUGGCUAAGGGAAUGCGUUGCGUGUCUCUCCCAGUGGCCCAGUGAUGCGAUCCUGGGGUCUUUCCCAGCAAGUCACCCCUCGGGUCCCUACAGAGGCAAUGCAGGAGGACAUCCACGCCACUGCUGUUGGAGGUGCUAAAGAGCCGGAGGCCACUGCAGUGACCAUAAUGGGGGAAAUUUUUAAGUGACAUCUGGGGGCACAUGCUAUAGAAAACACAACACACAGACACAAAGAACUCAGGCACCCAGAGCAGUAGAUGCGAUAUGUGGACAUCUCAGUAUUCAGGCCCAACACAGAUGCAGAGUCACGUGGGCAGGAGGAGUGGACGCUGGGACAGGGCGUGAAUGAAAAUUAUUAAAGAAGGGGGUCAGAACACCACUUCGGACCCUGGCUUCUCCCCUACUGUGCUGUGUAACCUUGAGCUCUGUGUGCCCUCUAAUGCUUGGGUCUAUAGUUUCCUCCUCUGAUACAGAAGGGCACACAGUCAGGGUCCCAACAGGAAGUAGAAAGCAUACACAUUGCUAAUUUGAGGGAAGUUUGCGGAAGGUCUAAUUACAAGGUGUGAGCAGAGCAUAGGACAAGCACAGGGAAAACGCAGAGCCCUGGUGUGGGGAGGGGUUGAUGGAUCAAGGAACACCUCCCAGCCCUGAGCCUUGGAGGAGACAGCCAUUGACAGGAGGAGACCCAGGGACGCAUGGAGCCCAGGAGGGUUCUGGAGGGAGGGACUUCCCACAGGGGGGGUUGGGCUUCUCCAGACCUCCUGGCCUGUGAGGGCAUUUGAACCUGAGCGUCCUAAACUACAUGAUCAGGAAGGUCCAUCUGGCAUCGGUGGCCACCAGCCUUGAGUGCUGCUCAGCAAAACUUGCAGUGAUGAUCAAAGUGGUCCCCACCUGCCAUGUCCAGCUCUGAGGCCAUCUGCAACGCAUGGCUACCAAAUGCUGUACCUGGUCCAAAUGGAGAUGCGUCGUGAACGCGAAACACAUGCCAGGUUUUAAAACCACAGUGUGAGGGGAAAAAAUAGCCUCUUAGGGAUCAUUUAUACUGUUUCCAUGUUGAAAGGUUAAUCUUUUGGAUUAAUAGGUUGAAUGAAAUAUUUUGCUAAAAGUAAUUUUAGUUUUAUGUGUUUACUAGAACAGCAGCUCCCAGUGUUUUCCUCUGAACUGCUCAGCUUUUAGCCACCUCACUGCGAUCUCCAACUGCCUGGACAGUGGCCACAUUCUCUACCCGCAGGCCAGAAACUCAGUGACACUGCUCUUCUUCGGCCUCUGAUUCCGAGCCUCCCAAUCCCAGACUGCACACCCCCAGGCUGUACUGAGAGCUCACCACUUCCCCUUCUGUCUUAAGGCUCUGAAUCCUUCGUCCAGUAAAUUCCCCUCAACACAGCGGGCUCUGUGUUGACUCAGAAGCUCUCUCAGGAUGUUGUGGGCCUCAAGGUCAGGCCAGCCUUAUAUGGGCAGAGGUAACUGCCUACAUAGGGCAAGAAAAGCUAAAAAUAUCUUCCACUCUUUCCUUCCCUAUUCCUCUGUGCUUCCAAAUCUUACAAAUCCACCAGAGGCUGCUUGGAAGAGACUUUCAUGGUUCUUUACCAGUCAGCUCCCCAGUGCCCAUCAGAAACUGGGCAAAUGCUGGCCCACGGCGAUGCCAGGCCGUAAGGUUCGUGGAGGGGAUCACAGAGGCCCGGACAAGUGGGCCCCAGCAGCCCUGGACUCAGUCCAGCCCAGCGGGAAACUAGAUGAGAGGAAGCAGGCCUAGAACUUUUCUCCACUGCUUACUGAAUUCUCUGUCCACGCUACCUCACUGAAUCCUCCAACAACUCUACCGAGUAGCUAUUGUGUUCGUUCUACUCACCACGGCAGGGACGCUCGCGUUUGGGUAGAGGCAGGGUCUUGCCCAAGGUCGCACAGCACAGGGAUUGACAAAGCUGGCAUUUACUUUCCGCUCGGCCACCUCCGUCCCAUGACCCUGUGAUUCGGGGGAAGAGCUCCGUAGCUCCUUUAGCCAGACAGCUGUGUGACAGGAGACUGGACAGAGGCCUCCUGCAGAGGUCACAGAUUGGUGGCCCCUUGUGCCGACUUUGACCACCUGACUUGUUAAGAUGGGUCAACACAGUAGUGUCUCUAUUUUUUUUAAGAUUGGAUUUAAAAACUUGGAGAUUUUUAUAUACUAAAGGGAAUGGCUGGCAUCCUUGAAAAAUCCUGAACAUCUGGUGACGUUGGGCCUUGCUUUUCAAGGGGCUUUGACCCUCUGCUGUACUGAGAAGCGACUCCCUUUCUGAAGGUCACACUCCGCAGUCGCCUGCUUCCUUCAGCUGCUCUGCACAACCACCACGCCCUGCAGAACACAGGCGCAUGGGGCUGCUGCUCCUGGACAACCUUAUGUGCCUGGUUCCUUCCUCUGUGGCAGCCCCUGGCUUUGGGUGGGGGUGGAUCAGAGCCUGGGAAGGGCACUGAGCUUUCCGAGGGUCUAACCACAGGUGUCCCAUUCAGUUGCUGGGUGACUAUGAGAUGUCACUUCCCCUAACCACACCACAGGAUGCCCCACCUCAGGUCUGAGGGAGUGGCCCAGACAGCCUAUCCUUGUAAGGAAAAAUGACCAACAGCCUGAAUGCCACCUGCUUUGUCCCCUACCAGUCUAUCUCUGGACUGGGGGUUGGGGGGGGCUCCUGGGGUGCAGAUCCUGCUGGAAGUGAACCUGCAGGGCGGAGGGCUGCACAAGGCAGCGGACAGGGAAUGGCAUUUAUUGAGCUCCUACCGCUGCCGGGCCAGGUGCAUUACAAGGUAAUCACGGGCCUGUGAGCUAAACGGCUGAGCACAGUGGUAGCCAGGGGUCUCUGAUCUUAGCAGAGAUCCCCUGGUCUCCUGUGGGUUCUCAGCCCCUAAGUGUCAAGGAUCAGGCUCCCCUUGGGGCACGUAGCUACAGACAGGGAGGGGAGGGAGAGGGGAAGCAGAGCUGAGUCCUAGUCUGUCACUACUGGUAAUGAGCUGUAUGGUUUCUCAGAAUCUCAGUUUCCUCCUCUGUAAAAUGGGCUAAUUCUACCUUCCUUCUAGUAGGACUGCAGAUACGGCUUGGAAAACGUCUCUUUCUCUCCUCGCACAACUUCUCCUGCCCCUGCCUACCACGAGAAUUGGAGGCAGCUUGCCCAACCCCCUGGGAGGUGGCCCCAGGCGGGGUGGGGCAAGGCAGCCAGGAGGACUUAAUUAAAGGGUGGAAAAGCAGAAGCAGCACGGUUUCAGCACCCCACUUCCUCUCCACCUGCCCACGCUGCCGCAGACCACCUGCCUGAAUCUGCUGCUAUUCCAGGACCAUGAGGGGACCCCAUAGAGCUGCUGAGCACCUCAUCAGGACCGGGUGGAGGUUCUGGUACUUGGGGAUCCAAAAGGUAUUUGUCCCACUACGCACUGCCUGGAACACCUUCUCCCAGCCUGUCCCAGCCAGCUGUGGCCAGUUGCUGGCCCACCUCCUCCUGUGCGGGUCCCUGGCUGUCAGUGCUGCAAGUCUGGUUCAUCGCUGGCUGACAUCUUCACAGCUUUAUCCUCUGGGACUCUCGGCCAUGCUGGCUACAGUCUGUGGCCUCCUGGUCUUCCUGGCCCUGGGCCUGCUGCCCCCAGUUCGCUGCCUGUUUGUGCUCAGUGUGCCCACCUUAGGCACAAAGCAGGGCCGCCAGCUGCUCCUGUCCUACAGUACUGCCACCCUGGCCAUUGCUGUGCUGCCAAAUGUCUUGGCCAACAUGCAUGCCAUCGGGCAGGUGCUGAGAUGUGUCACCGAGGGUUCCCUGGAGAGUCUGCUCAACACCACUCACAAGCUGCAAGCUGCCUCCAGGGCUCUGGGCUCUGCAGGCCGAGCAGGCAACCGGGGCCUGACAUUGGAGGCCCAGGGCAAUGGCUCUGCCUUCCGGCUUCACAUGCUCAAGGUUGCUCAGCAGGUCCUGGAGGAUUUCUCUGGCCUGGAGUCCCUGGCAGGGGCAGUAGCUCUGGGAACCCAGCAGGUAGUCACAGGACUGUUUAUGCUUGGCCUCCUGGUGGAGUCGGCCUGGUACCUCCAUCGCUACCUGACAGACCUGCAGUUUGACAAUAUCUACAUGACUCGGAGGCUGGCUCAGCAGUUGGCUCAGGCCCAGGCCACAUACCUGAUGGACUCCCCACCAGCCUGGCUGCUCCGGGUGGCCCGGCCAAAGCUGUCACAGGAGGAGCUGCUGAGCUGUCUCCUAAGGCUGGGACUGCUUGUCCUGCUCCUGGUGGCCACAGCUGUGAUAGUGGCCACAGACCACAUGGCCUCCCUCCUGGCACAGGCAGCUGUGAAGUGGGCUCAGAAGCUUCCUGUUGUGCCCAUCACACUCACAGUCAAGUAUGAUGCAGCAUAUUCCGUACUGGACUUCAUCCCCUUCCUCUUCAACCACCCAGCCCCUGAGAGCUCCUUCUUCUCGGUGCACAAGGACUACGCAUGGGAGCUCCGCCUCACCUCCCGUGACUGCCCACUGCUGCCCGCCCAGCGUCCCUGCACUUCCUGGGCGCUGGCCGCCGGAGCCCUGCAACUCCUGGCCGGCUCCACCGUGCUCCUGGAGACCUACGCCCGGCGCCUGCGGCACGCCAUCGCCGCCUCCUUCUUCUCCGCCCAGGAGGCCAGGAGGGUCUGCUACCUUCACAACCGGCUCCAGAGAAGAUACGACCGGUGCCAAGGCCAGGAGCUGGCCCGGGGCUCCUUCGUGCCCCUGACACCCGGCGCUGCCUGUCUGCACCGAGCACGGAAAACCUUUACUACAGACCUUACUUGCAACCCUGGCCCUAUGACGCCUCCAUGGACUAUAGGUGUUUCGCUUCCCCUCUCUAAGCCGUUUCUACAUCUGCACAAUAACUGCGUGGUGACAAUCAUGCGAAACCACUUUCCACUAGGGAAUGCACAAGGAGGGCCUGAAAGGACGAUGCAGGGUCAAAGUAACAAGUGGAGACAGCUGGAGGCUCCUGCAGGCCACGUGGAGAUCACUCAAUCUCCCACCUACGCCAACUGCUUUACCUGUUAGGCGGAGACUCAGCCUCGUGAGUUCACUUUCAUGUUUCUGGAACUUAUUUAUAUGCCCCUGAAGUCUCUGAACUUAUUUA